UCUCGGGGGGGGGGGAUGGAUGGAGCUGUGAGCGGGACAGGCAAUGAACAGGCAAUACAAUAAGUCUGGUGACAGAGGGGACGUUGCUGAGGAAAUGCCUGAACUGUUAGAGAGUGACGACGAGGUGUGGUGUGAUUGGGAAGAUGCUGAAAGUCAGACCCCUGGGGAGCCUCAGGUUCGGUGCUUGUUCUGUGAGAGACUCUUUGCUUCAGCUCAAGAUACUUUUUCUCACUGUGAAGCAGAGCAUCAGUUUGAUAUCAAACAAGUCAUCGAAAAGCACGGCCUUGAUUUCUAUGGGUACAUCAAGCUUAUUAAUUUCAUUAGAAACACGAAUCCAGUCGCGGAAUCUUUUAAAUCCAUUUCUGGUCGAGUCCCCUGGGAUGAAGAAGAAUAUAUGAAACCUACCUCUAAGGAGGAUCCUUUACUCCAGUUUGAUGUAGAUGAAAUCUGCGAGUCGAAGUGUUCGGAGGAACAGCCCUCUUCGUCCGAGCGGAUAGAUGGAGAAAAUCAAGUCGAGGAAGCUCUUCUUCAACGUUUACAAAAGGCUGAGAAGAGGGCAGAGGAAUCUGAAGCGGAGUUUAUUAGAGUAAUGGAAGACUUCGAGAAAAUGAGACAAUAUGUGCGGGAUUUCGUGAUAAAUGCAGAUGUCAGGACUGGUAAAUCAACCACAAAUGCUAUUGCAGACCUGCAGGAGGAAGAGGACAAUGUCUACUUCAGUUCCUAUGGGCAUUAUGGUAUACAUGAGGAAAUGCUAAAGGACAAAGUGCGAACUGAGAGCUACAGGGACUUCAUGUUCCUCAACCCACAUAUUUUCAAGGACAAGGUUGUUUUAGAUGUUGGUUGUGGGACUGGGAUCCUCUCCAUGUUUGCAGCAAAAGCCGGAGCCAAGCAAGUGAUUGGUGUUGACCAAUCUGAGAUCAUUUACCAGACCAUGGAUAUUGUAAGACAAAAUGAGCUGGAUGGUGCCAUCACGCUGAUCAAAGGAAGGAUCGAGGAUGUUGAUCUUCCCGUUGAUAAAGUGGACAUCAUUAUUUCUGAGUGGAUGGGUUAUUUUUUGUUGUUUGAAUCCAUGCUGGACUCGGUCAUAUAUGCACGGAACAAGUACCUGACAGAAGAUGGCUCAGUAUACCCUGAUAAGUGCACAAUUAGCCUCGUAGCUGUGGGAGAUGAAAAAAAGCACAAUGACCAAUUAGGUUUCUGGGAUGAUGUGUACGGGUUUAAGAUGUCCUGCAUGAAGAAAGUGAUUGUUCCAGAAGUUGGGGUGGAAGUGCUGGAUCCAAAGACCCUCAUCUCAGAGCCCUGCAUCAUAAAGAUCAUAGACUGCAAUACUGUACGAAUUUCUGAUUUAGAUUUCACCUCUGAAUUCUCUCUGACGAUAACUGAAAAAACCCUGUUUACAGCAAUUGCCGGCUACUUUGAUAUUUUAUUUGAGAAGAAUUGCGAAAAUAAGGUCAUGUUCUCCACUGAUCCAAGAAGCACCAAAACACACUGGAAACAAACUGUGUUUCUUCUGGAGCAGCCAGUCUCAGUAAAUAAAGGUGACAUCAUUCGAGGGAAGGUUACCUGUGCCAAGAAUAAAAAAGAUCCUCGGGCCCUGGUUAUAACAAUAUCGUUUAACAACACGAAGCAGACUUAUAGUAUACAGUAAAGAUUCUGUGCUCAGAUGUUGCAGGUCUGCAUACACCUACUUGCUAUGUUUGAAUAAAUGUUUGUCAAUA
Callorhinchus milii (elephant shark) is the source of this 1718-nucleotide messenger RNA. It is a transcript of the gene prmt3, whose product is annotated as protein arginine methyltransferase 3. The coding region runs from base 44 to 1648 and encodes 534 amino acids. Gene Ontology annotation, molecular function: protein-arginine N-methyltransferase activity. Gene Ontology annotation, cellular component: nucleus. Gene Ontology annotation, biological process: peptidyl-arginine methylation. The record is from RefSeq and is a predicted model, not a curated record. NCBI's taxonomy places the organism in Eukaryota, Metazoa, Chordata, Chondrichthyes, Chimaeriformes, Callorhinchidae. The transcript has 16 exons.